This is a messenger RNA of Aspergillus uvarum CBS 121591, 997 nucleotides long. RefSeq lists its product as uncharacterized. The transcript is spliced from 2 exons. The record is from RefSeq and is a predicted model, not a curated record. NCBI's taxonomy places the organism in Eukaryota, Fungi, Ascomycota, Eurotiomycetes, Eurotiales, Aspergillaceae. Bases 154 to 900 code for a protein of 248 amino acids.
UCAUUUCACCUACACUUAAUCUCAUCUCAUCUCUACUUCAACUCAUCUUGUCAUCUCAUCUGCUCAUUCUCAGGCAACGAACUACUCCUCCGUUCAGACCGAUCAAAGAUUCAACCAGACUAAGCUCGUCUCCCUCAUAUCCUAGAUUCCAAGAUGGGAAGAAAGAAACGCAAGGCCACCCAAUUGCCACCCCCCAGUCCGGUACCUCCUCCUCACCCACGCCCUCACCCUAGCGCGAGAGAGCCUGACGCCUCCGCCUCCACCUCCACCGCCGCUCACGACCGAUCCAAGCGCUGUGAGCACGACAGUUUCUACACCUUCCAAAGGUCCCAGCUGGCGUGGGCAAAGUUCUGGGCGGAGAAAGCCGCGAAGCUUGCGUCCCCGUUUGCAACACUGGACACUGAGGAUGAAGCAGUACAUGUGAAGGUUGAUCAGGUGGGGUUGAAGAUACAUAUUGGGAGCAAGAAGGUAUCUGGACAGAUGGUGCCGCGGUAUGAUGGUAGCGAUUCAAACCCACCUCUGUCGCGUGAGGCCGUCGCCGACAUCGUCAUGCAGACGCGGGCCGAUUGUCCCGAAGCGCAGGCCUGGCUGAGCGCACAUGCAUGCGGGUGUGAUCAGGUUGGUCAGGAAAAACGAAAGCUUGGGAUCAUUGAACAGGAGCACAGGAGGAAGGCAACAGUGGAGAGUCUGCGGUAUCGGACGAUGAUUGCGUUGAAAGCGUCGGAGGCGUCCAAGGACGAGGUUCGCGAAGUGAUGGCCAUGCUACCCCAGGUGCAGCUUAAGGCGACCCCACCGAUCACCACUGAGGCGGAGAUGGAGGCACAAGUUGAACGGGUUGAGAAGGCUCAUGGGAGGCUUCAGAAGACACUUGCGGAAUUAAAGGAGUUCAGGUGUGCUUGAUUGAUUGUGAUAUCGCUGGGAAGUUUCCACAUGUCAUAUACUGUACACGCGGACGUCUCCUGCAGGUGUGCUGGUAUUCUCUUUUUGUGGUUGUUGC